AUGGCAAGAACAAAAACCACUGCUAGAAAGUCAUUCUAUGGAACAACAGGAGGCAAAGCUCCAAGAAAAAGUAUUGCUAACAAGAUUGCCAAAAAAACCUCUGCCAAACAACCAUCCACUGGAGGUCUGAAGAAGCCACACAGAUACAAGCCAGGUACAGUGGCAUUGAGAGAGAUUAGAAAGUAUCAAAAGAGUACCGAAUUGCUCAUCAGAAAACUACCAUUCCAAAGAUUGGUCAGAGAAAUUGCACAAGACUAUAAAUCAGACUUGAGAUUCCAAUCGAAUGCAGUGUUGGCUUUGCAGGAAGCAAGUGAAGCUUAUUUGGUCUCUCUAUUUGAAGAUACGAACUUGUGCGCUAUUCAUGGUAAACGUAUAACCAUCAUGCCAAAAGACAUGUCAUUGGCCAUGAGAAUUAGAGGAGAGUCUAAGCAAAAGUAG
Molecule: messenger RNA, 438 nt
Organism: Naegleria lovaniensis
Lineage: Eukaryota; Heterolobosea; Eutetramitea; Acrasida; Naegleriidae
Exons: 2
Coding region: 1-438 (145 amino acids)
Cellular component (GO): nucleosome
Molecular function (GO): structural constituent of chromatin; protein heterodimerization activity; DNA binding
Source: RefSeq, a predicted model, not a curated record